Messenger RNA from Funneliformis mosseae, 781 nucleotides. NCBI's taxonomy places the organism in Eukaryota, Fungi, Glomeromycota, Glomeromycetes, Glomerales, Glomeraceae. The record is from the annotation of a GenBank genome assembly.
AUUAGAAAAAUUGAAUGAGACAGAUGAAUAUUUGAUAGAAUGGGAUAAGCUAGCAGAUGAGGAAUGGGAGCUUUGGCCUCGUGAGUUAUUGUGUGAGCAUUGGCGUCAUUUAAAAUACACUGUAAAUGGGUUUAGAGAGAAAGACUUUCAAGAAAUUCUUUAUGAAUUAUUAAAUAGGUAUAAUGAUAAUAUACCUGAAAAACCAAACCGACCAAAGUCAGCUCCAACUAUCAAUUCUGAAGAUGACACAAUUAGUGAUUUUGAUGAAAAUGUAGAUAACAAUUCAUUAGUUACAUCAGAUAACACUUCAUCAGACUAUUCUGAUUCAGAACAUAUGGAUAUCGACGUUGUUAAUCUUCCAAUUAAGAAGAUUGCUUCUAAAAAUAAAAAUAAAAAAAACAAUCAAGUGAAUAGCACUUCCGGAAGUCCAUCAUCCGAAUCCGAAUCAGAUUCGAGUUCGAGCGAUAGUAGUAGUGAUAAUGAAGAAACCGGUUCCGAGAAUGACAAUUCCGUUGGAAAAAGAGUAGUUCCUUUACAAAAUAUGAACACAUCGAUCGAUUCGGAUUCAGAUGGUGAUACUAGGAAAAAUUCAAGUGAAUCAUCUUCGGAUGAUGAAAGUUCAGGAAAUGAUAGUAGUGAAGAAAGUUCAUCUGAUGAUGAAGAGGAAUUGACUAAGAAAGAAAUAUUUUCGGUUGAACGAACAAUAUCAAAUGAUAUGUGUUCAUCUAAUGAAGUUUCAGAACAAAGUAGCGAUGGUGAGCACAGUUCUCCUUAUAUAUAA